Messenger RNA from Aspergillus ibericus CBS 121593, 3138 nucleotides. It is a transcript of the gene tif32, whose product is annotated as putative eukaryotic translation initiation factor 3 subunit EifCa. The transcript has 4 exons. Gene Ontology annotation, molecular function: mRNA binding; translation initiation factor activity. Gene Ontology annotation, cellular component: eukaryotic translation initiation factor 3 complex, eIF3m; eukaryotic translation initiation factor 3 complex, eIF3e; multi-eIF complex. Bases 1 to 3138 code for a protein of 1045 amino acids. Lineage: Eukaryota; Fungi; Ascomycota; Eurotiomycetes; Eurotiales; Aspergillaceae. The record is from RefSeq and is a predicted model, not a curated record. Gene Ontology annotation, biological process: formation of cytoplasmic translation initiation complex; translation reinitiation.
AUGCCGCCUCCGCCUCACAUCAAGCCUGAAAAUGUCCUCAAGAGGGCUCAGGAACUCAUCGCCGUGGGCCAGGCCCCCGCCGCCCUCAACGUCCUUCACGAACAUGUUACCUCCAAGCGGACGCGCAGCAGCCCCAUCGUCUCCCUUGAGCCGGUGAUGCUCCUCUUCGUCGAGCUGUGCGUCGAUCUUCGCAAGGGCAAGGCCGCCAAGGAUGGUCUCUACCAGUACAAGAACAUCGCCCAGAACACCAACGUCGGAACGAUCGAGGUUGUUCUCAAGAAAUUCAUCGAACUCGCCGAAAAGAAGGUCACCGAGGCUCAGGCCAAGGCCGAUGAGAUCCAGUCUUCUCUUGAGUCCGCCGCCCCUUCCUCCAACGUCGAGGACCUGGAAGCCAUCGAGACCCCUGAGACCAUCCUGCUCGCCACUGUCUCCGGUGAGCAGUCUCGUGAUCGUACUGACCGUGCCGUCGUGACCCCCUGGCUCAAGUUCCUGUGGGAGACCUACCGCACCGUGCUCGAGAUCCUCAAGAACAAUGCCCGUCUCGAGGUCAUGUACCAGACCACCGCCCUGCAGGCCUUCCAGUUCUGCCUCAAGUACACCCGUAAGACCGAGUUCCGCCGUCUUUGCGAGUUGCUCCGCAACCAUGUCCAGAACGCCGCCAAGUACUCCGCUCAGAUGCACGCCAUCAACCUCAGCGACCCGGACACCCUCCAGCGCCACCUGGACACUCGUUUCCAGCAGCUGAAUGUCGCCGUCGAGUUGGAGCUGUGGCAGGAGGCCUUCCGCAGCAUUGAGGAUAUCCACACCCUCCUCAGCCUGAGCAAGCGUCCCGCCAAGAACGUCAUGAUGGCCAAUUACUACGAGAAGCUGGCUCGCAUCUUCCUCGUCAGCGAGAACUACCUCUUCCACGCUGCCGCUUGGAGCCGUUAUUACAACCUCCUCCGCCAGUCCGCCGCCACCCUGGCUGCCGGUCAGGGCACCAAGAAGGAGAACCCCUCCGUGACCGAGGCCGACAUGACCAAGGCCGCCUCCUUCGUCCUGUUGUCCGCCCUCUCUAUCCCCGUCAUCAGCACCUCCCGCUCCCGUGGCGCCCUGGUGGAUGUGGAUGAAGUUCGCAAGAACAAGAACACCCGCCUCACGAAUCUGUUGGGUAUGGCCCAGCCCCCCACUCGUGCCGUUCUGUUCAAGGAUGCCCUGAACAAGGGUAUGCUGAAGCGCGCCCGCCCUGAGAUCCGGGACCUCUACAACAUCCUCGAGGUGGACUUCCACCCCCUGUCCAUCUGCAAGAAGAUCACCCCCAUCCUCAAGCAGAUCGGUGCCGACCCCGAGAUGGAGAAGUACGUCCUGCCUCUGCAGCAGGUUAUCCUCACCCGUCUCUUCCAGCAGCUUUCCCAGGUCUACGAGUCCGUCGAGCUGAAGUUCGUCUACGAGCUCGCUCAGUUCCCCGACCCCUUCCAGAUCACCCCCUCCAUGAUCGAGAAGUUCAUCAUGAACGGCUGCAAGAAGGGCGAUCUCGCCAUCCGUGUCGACCACACCGCCGGUGUCCUCACCUUCGACACCGAUGUCUUCUCGUCCGCCAAGGCUCUGCACGCCGGCAGCGCCGCUGGAUCGGCCGAGAGCGAGAUCGGCUCCGUUCAGCGUCUGCAGAACACCCCCGCUGAAAUUGCUCGCCUGCAGCUCACUCGCCUGGCCAAGACCCUUCACAUCACCUGCAUGUACGUCGACCCCUCGUACAGCGAGGCUCGUCUGGAGGCCAAGCGUGCCGCUCACGCCCGCGCUGAGGCCGGUGCUGCCAAGGAGCACGAGGAGACCUUGGCGCGCCGUGUCAUCAUCGAGAAGAAGAAGGAGGCGGCUACCGACGCUCUGCAGCGCAAGCAGCGCGAGGAGGAGACUCGCAAGCGCAUCCGCACCCAGCAGCUCCAGGAAGCCGAGAAGCAGCGUCUGCUCGACGAGCAGCGCGAGCGUGAGAAGAAGCGCAUUCAGGAUGAGCAGGAACGCAUCCGCCAGCAGGAGUUGAAGAAGCAGCUGGAGGAGCUGAAGACCGGCGUCAAGGGUAUCGACAUCAGCGAGCUCGACCUGAGCGAGCUUGACGCCAACCGCCUCCGUGCCAUGAAGCUGGCUCAGCUCGAGAAGGAGAAGAACGAUCUGAACGACCGCGUCCGCACCACUGCCAAGCGUAUUGACCACCUGGAGCGUGCCUUCCGCCGUGAGGAAUUGAAGCACAUCCCCGCCGACUAUGAAGCUCAGAAGAAGAGCGACAUGGAGAUCUACGAGGCCAACAAGGCCGAGACCCUCAAGGAGGCCGAGGACAAGCACAAGGAGGCCGUUGCGCUCAAGCACCGUCUCAGCCGCCUGGUGCCCCAGUUCAACAGCUUCCGCAAGGAGGUCUCGGAGAAGCGCCACGAGGAGUUCGAGAAGCGCCGCAAGGCUGCUGAGCGUGACUUCGAGGCCAAGAAGAAGCAGCGUAUCAAGGAGGUGCAGGAGCGCAGACGCCGCGAGAGAGCUGAGCGCGAGGAGGAAGAGCGCCGCCGCCAGGAGGAGGAAGAGCGUGCCAGACGCGAGGAGGAGGAGAGAGCCGCCAAGGAAGAGGAGCGUCGCCGCGUCCUGUCCGAGGAGAAGGUUAAGCGUGAGGAAGAGAGACGGAGACUGGAUGACCUUGCCGCCAAGCAGAAGCAGCGCGAGGAGGAAGCGGAAGCUCGCCGUGCCGCUCGCCGGACCGGUGCUCCUGAGCCCGAGCCUGCGGCUCCUGCUCCUACCACUGAGCGCACUGCUCCUCGUCUCAAUCUCGCGCCUCGCACUGGUGGUGGUCCUAGCUGGAGAGAGCGUCAGGCCGCUAAGGAGGCUGCUGGCUCCGGCCCCGCCGCCCCUGCUGCUGCCCCUGCCGCCCCCGAAGCCGCCCGGGAGGAGCCCCAGCCGCCGCGCAGAACCGGUGGUGGUUACGUGCCCCCUCACCUCCGUGCGGGCUCUAACGCCGCUCCUGCUGCGCCUUCGACGGAGCGCUACGUUCCCCGCAUGCGCGAGGCCGGCUCAUCCCAGCCCCCCGCCCGCCGGGAGGCGCCCGCUGAGCGGACGGAGGAGUCCAAGCCCGCCGCCGGCAAGUGGGUCCCCAGAUGGAAGCAGCAGCAGGGCGGCCAGUAA